AUGGGCAAGCGCAAGGCUGAAGCGCGCGAUGCGUACGUCAUCGUCUCCGCGGAACGUCCUCCCCCGCCCUCGCACGAGCUCUCCCCCGCGGAGAAGGCGUACGUGAAAUGGAUGAAGCGCAGGGGCAUCGUUCUGAACGGCGUCGGCGUCGGCCGCUUCCCUCGCACCGGGCGCGGAUGCGUCGCGACGCGCGACAUCGCCCCCGGGGACGUCCUCGUGAGCGUCCCCGAGGACGCGAUCAUCACCGCGGAGACGUCUGUCGCCGCGGACGCGCUGACGAAGUUCGGGCUCGGCGGCGACGAGAUGAGCGCGGAGGCGUCGCCGCGGCUCGAGCGCGAAGCCCUCGUGCUCGCGGUCCUCGCGGAGAUGUCCCGAGGCCACGAGUCCGACUUCGCGCCCUACCUCGCCGCGCUGCCGACGCUCCGCGCGACGCACUCGCCGCUCGCGUGGUCCGGCGCGGAGCUCGCGGAGCUGGAAGGGACGUCCGCGCUGGAUCACCUGAUGCAGAUGGAGGACGAGGCAUUGGAGCUCCCUUCCAUGACCGCGGAGCACUGGCGGCACGUCGCGCGGCCGUUCCUGGAGGCGAACCCGGAGUUCGCGCGCGCCCCGGGCGGGGUCCGAAGACGCCGCGACGCGGGCGAAGACGACGACGAUAUCGACGACGAGGAGGGCGACGAGGCCGACGACGACGAGGCCGACGCGGAGGUGCUCGAGGCGCAGAAGAUGUACCUCCACGCCGCCGCCCUCGUCGCCGGGUUUUCGUUCACCCUCGGCGGCGACGACGACGACGACGACGAUGACGCAUCCGACUCCGAAGGCGGCGGCGGCGGCGGCGGCGGCGGGACGACGCAGGCGAUGGUGCCGUUCUGGGACAUGCUCAACCACGCCUCCCCGUUGGACGCGUCCGUGCGGCUGACGCACGACCCGGACGCGCGCGAGCUGCGGAUGGUCGCGACGAAACGCGUCCCCGCGGGCGCGGAGGUGUUUAACACGUACGGCCCGCUCGGGGACGCGGAGCUUCUGCGGCGGUACGGGUUCACGCUGAGGAAGAACCCACACGGUGGCGGCGUCGAGUGCGGCGUCAGGGAGCUCAUGGCCGCGGCGUCGAUGGCGAGGUACACCGCGGAGACUGCGGAGAUUCAUCGAUUCGCGGACGACCCCGAGGACAGGGACGCCGACGACGACGCAGACGACUCCGACGAGGACUCCGACGAGGACUCCGAGAGCGACUCCGACUCCGACUCCGACGACGACGACGAAGACGACGAGACGGACGACGAGUACGACCUCGGGAUCGGUGAGGUAUCGAGAAAGGACAUGAUGGAUCGGCUUCGUUGGCUGCGCCGACGCGGUAUUCUGUCGAACAGCCGCGAUAAAUUUUACGUCUCGAGAACGGGGCGGCCGUCCGUCGCGCUGAGACACGCCGUGCGCGUGCUGUCCAUGCACAGGUUUCAGUUCGGGGUGCUGCGCGCCGCGGACGCGUACGAGCGCGGCGAACGAGACGACCAAACGGGGGCGUACUCGGACGAAGACGACGAAGACGACGAAGACGGGUUCGGAGGCGCGAAGCCUAUGACGACUUCCCAAAUUUGGGACGGCGCCGGCGUCGACGACGACGACUCGGACCUCGAGGAGCGCCAAGACCAGAUGAGUAGGGUCGCCGUCGCGCUCGUCGCGUUGGCAGAGACCGCGCUGACGGUCGGACGGUUCCCGACCGCGUCCCUGCGGGUCGACGUAAAGCGUCUGAAGCAGCUCGGCCCGGAGCGCGCGGGCGAGCGCGCGCGCGCGGGGUUGGGCGGGUGGCGAGCCGGGAUCAAGUCCGGCGCGGUCAAGAGGGCGGAGAGCGGCGAUCACAAGCCGAGCUGGAGAGACGAAGAGCGUCGAGCGAUGCACCGCGCGAGGAUGGCGCUCGUGGUGAGGAUCCGGGAGAAGCGCGCGCUGAAGGCGAUGGCGGCGUGGGCGCGGCACCCGUGCCGAAGCGAGGAGGAUUUACUCCCGCCGUUGCGUUCGAGCGACGUCGUCGAGAGAAAGGCGGGGUCGAAGGUUCGCGGCGCCUGCUGCGAGCGAGACUGCGAGCGCGAGGGACGAACGUGCGAGGCAAACUGAUCUAAUUAAUUUUCGCUCUUGACGCCCGCGUGUUCGUCCGCGUGCACGUCCACGUCUACGUUCGUCGUCGCGUAAUACUCCGCGGCUCGCAAGACCUCGUCCUCGAACACGACCUCCCACGCCCCUCCCGGGGCUUUGCUCGGCUUCAGCUUGAUCGGCGAGCACCCGUUCUUUUCCCGCCACGGCUUUUCGCUCUCUUCGACGUCCGCCAUCUCGCUCAGGGGCUUCCAAAUCCGUUUCCUCCACGCCCUGGACUUAUCCCCCGCGAUCGCCUCGGUCUGUCUCACCGGGUCGAACACCGUGACGCUGCGUCGUAAGGUCACCCCGAUGCGCUCGCCAGCGGCGUUGGAGAAGUCCAUCACCGGCUCGUCCCCCGCGGCGGCGUCUUUCAAGUCGUCGACGACGUCCAGGAUGUCGUCCUCGUCCUCGUCCGACGCCUCGUCUUCGUCCUCGCCUCUGAACUCUUUCGGCGGCGCGGGCGCUCCCGGGGCGGUGUUCGUCGGGUGUAUCGCGUGCGUCCACUCCGCGUUGAACGCCAUGUUGAAGAAGAUCGCGCUCCCGGGCUCGAGGGCGACGCGGAACCCGCUCGCGGCUUUCGCUUCGAGCCAUUUGUUCCGAACCUCGCGCGCGUGCGCCGCCGCGUUCGCGACCGACGCGUCGGACGCCCGCAGCGUCGCGCCGAGCUCCCUCUCGCGCGCGAUCGCGAGCGCCUUCGCGCGGCUGAACGGCGCCGCCGCGGCUUUCGCCGCGCUG
This is a messenger RNA of Micromonas pusilla CCMP1545, 2859 nucleotides long. RefSeq names its product set domain protein. Gene Ontology annotation, biological process: peptidyl-lysine monomethylation. Bases 1 to 2106 code for a protein of 701 amino acids. The transcript has 2 exons. Gene Ontology annotation, molecular function: protein-lysine N-methyltransferase activity; protein binding. Lineage: Eukaryota; Viridiplantae; Chlorophyta; Mamiellophyceae; Mamiellales; Mamiellaceae. The record is from RefSeq and is a predicted model, not a curated record. Gene Ontology annotation, cellular component: nucleus.